Pelobates cultripes (western spadefoot toad) is the source of this 15207-nucleotide messenger RNA. The record is from the annotation of a GenBank genome assembly. NCBI's taxonomy places the organism in Eukaryota, Metazoa, Chordata, Amphibia, Anura, Pelobatidae.
AUGCAGUCUGUUUACUUUAUAAAGGAGUAUCCCACGUGGUCUCAAUUAGCAGAGCCAAUGGUAGGUGCCUGCAUCAUCAGGUGUACAGAUGGAACCUCCCUAUUCGGAUAGGGUACUACUUAGUCAGUCAUUGACUCCCCUGUCUCCCAUGGGAGGUUAUAUCAUUUGAUCGGCUUAACCAGAUGGACUUGAUGGAUGAUAAUAUCCUAGAUCAAUUCUUAGUCGUAAAUUGGCUCCAUGAGACAGGGGAGUCAACGACCAACUAAUUACAUCAGAAUAGGUAAUACUGUGAUGAUCUUUGCUCAAAUCUGACUAAUAUACAUACACAAUCUACCAUACACUGGACCUUUUUACCAACAAUUAAGCCAGUCAUGUAUACUGUGUGGCAGACCUGUUUCAUCUAAUAUAGAAAUAGCCUUAAAAAGGCUAAGCAAUAUAUGUGUAUAGCCAUUUUGCUUAUAAGUUUUUGUUACAUUUGUCUCCACCACAGAGAUCACACUUUACUUUAGAUACUACUGUAUAUAUACAGGGAGCCAUCUCCUCACUUAUGUGAGAAGAUUUUUGGCUUAUUCUUUUCCUUUUUUAUUUUUCUUACAUUUGGGGUUAAGCCCCGAGACACCCCUGUAGUGUCUCACUGGUGUAUCACCUUUGUGACUGUGUUAACACUUAAGACACACGUUGCUGUUACGCUGUUGUAUGGGUGUAACGCAGUCAUAGAACCUUUUUCUAUAAUCUCUAUACUCGUGAAUGCACGGUCACGUGCGCAUACCGAUGCAUGUAUGUCAAUCCGAGGUGUGGGGGAGCUGGAUUUUCUCUGGACGCUGGUCUAUGGGGGAGGGGGGUUUAUAAACUGGUGUUAGAAUAUGAUCCUCUUCCGCCAUAAUGCACUGUCUUAAGUAAUCUAAAGUGCUUUGUGGAUGUAGAAUGGUCCUUUUGAAUUUUUGAGCUCUGCUUUAACCCCUUAAGGACCAAACUUCUGGAAUAAAAGGGAAUCAUGACAUGUCACACGUCAUGUGUCCUUAAGGGGUUAAAGUGUUUACUCUCUCACUAGCCUUUGAGUGAAAUAUCAGGCCUGCUGAUUGUGCCAUGGACACUCUAGGCUUGCAGUAGCAGUUGACUUUAGGGCUUUUCCUGCAGCGUAGGACUUAAAAUUUUGAGCCCAGCUUUAGAGGUUGUGUGUCCAAAGGUCAGUGGAGAGUCUGAUUUGGAUUCCCAUUGCUGAAAACAAGCAGUGCUCCUGCAACUUUAUGACUGCAGUGUCUUGUUUUGAACCUGGGAAAAAUUGCAUGCUGUUUCUGCCGUUAAAGUACUUGGUGAUCACACUGUCAUUGGUAUAGAAAAUAAGUGCUGAGAAGGAAAAUUAAAUAUUGGAGUCGUGUAAGCUCUUUAUUGUAUGCAUCUCUUUUAUAGUUCAGAAAUUGGUAGUAUGCAUUCUAAUGCAUUUUGUUAGACACCAAUGGCAAACAAAGGAUAUUAAACAAAGUGACAGCAAGCAUAGUGCCUUCCUUUACAGCCUAUAAAUAUUACCGUUGUAUCUUUCAGGUAGCAAUCAGAGGUGCCUUCCUAGGCUUUGCAUUUGGAUGUGGUGCACUCCUAAGUGUCACUCAAUCCCCAUGGAAACACUUUGGAUGGUAAGUAAUGUUUACACAAUAUUUUACAUUGGAAAGCCAGCCAUGAAACCAAUGGCAGUAAGUUGUAAUUAGUGGGUACUGGUAAAGUACAGCUUUUAUUUGAGCAGUUAAAGGACCACUAUAGUGCCCUGAGGGUGCUCCCUCAGGGUCACAAUCCCUUACCUUUUUUCCAGCGCCGGUCUCCCUCGGCCCUGGGACUCUCCUCCCUCUUCUGAUGUCAUCGGCUGAAUGCGCAUGCGCAGCAAGAAUGCUUUCCUAUGGACGCUGGCGUCUUCUCACUGUGAAAAUCAAUGAGACAGCCACUACAGGCUGGAUUAACCCAUAGGUAAACAUAGUUUCUCUUAAACUGCUAUGUUUACAGCAGAAAGGGUUAAUCAUAGAUGGACCUGGCACCCAGACCACUUCAUUAAGCUGAAGUGGUAUGGGUACCUAUGGUGGUCCUUUAAGGAAUUAAUCUUUAUAGUGGGUACAGUUGUCAUUGGGUAUAUUAACUUCCUUUAAAAGUUGCAAGGCAUGAUUGUAUGAUGAUUCUUUUAACUCUUUCUAAUAUUUCAGUUUAAUAUCAAUGUUCAUGUUAAGUGUGUAUUUAGACACUUUUUAAAAUUUAUUUUUUAUUUAAAAUUGUAUUUUCUAUUUGCAGGUAUGUUUGCUCCCUCUCGUUCUUCCAUUAUUCAGAAUAUUUGGUGACUGCUGCGAACAACCCAAAAAGUCUGUCGCUGGACUCCUAUCUGCUCAAUCAUAGCGUUGAGUACACACUGGCUGCAGUUUCCUCUUGGCUUGAGUUUACUAUUGAGAGAAUGCUCUUUCCAGGUAUGUGCAAAAACAGUCUUAUUUGCUUUAGGUGUUUUCAAUAAAUCAAAUACGGUAUCUAUUUUAAAGGAAUCUAGAUGGGAAGUGACAGCACCUUUUUUUUUUUUUAAUGCAUGAGGAUAGUACUUUACAAAUAUGCAAAAUAAGAUCUGCUCCCCUUUUGAAGUCACUGCUACAAAUGCACACUUUACAGCAGCAAUGAGAUCUGCCCUAGACCAGGAGUUUCUCAGUUUGAUCUGUUGGUGUGUCAUAUUACCCUAUAAAUUUGUGCUGAGCAGUUUUUUGUUUUUUUUUGUGGGAUAUGUAGUUCAGCCCCCAGUAGUAGCUCCACACAUAAGACAACAUAUACUGGCUGAUAGCAGCCUUUUUAAGACUCAUUCACAGUUAACGUGGACUUUGCCUGAGCCAAUGACAAUGCAUAUGCUUAGCUGUUUAUAGUAGGAUCUUUGUCUGUCAUAAAUUAUCCUAACCUGAACCUCACUUUUUAAAAAAAAAAGUAUUAAAAUGCUUGUACUCUCAAAGCAUGAAUAUUAAUAUUGAUAGGCUGAGAGAUUAAAUAUUAAUGGACAGAAUAAAAGCAUACUGUGAACCUAGAGCACUCCAUUCUUUCACAUUUUUAAAGUGGCUUUGUAUUUCAUAAAUAUAUCAUCUUUAGACCAAGAGGAAGAAGGCAGCUGCAAGGAACAGCUUCCGGUAAAUAAAACCUACCUUUAACUGCAUCCCUCAGCUGCCUGACCAUAACUGGAGAUGUCAUCAUUGGAGGUCUUUGCAGUAUAUGCAUAGACACUUAAAUGUGACAGAUAAAAUUUAAGUGGAUGCUAUGGUUUCGUGGUAAUUUGAUCCCACUGUCAAUUUGGGUUUCUUAUGUGUCCAAGCUUAGAUUUCUCCAUAAUGGGAAAAGAUGCAAUCAACACAGCUUUCGCAAACUAUAGACUGUGCAUUCGUAACAGAGUUAAACAACCAGGAAGUAACUGAAUUGACAGCAGGGAAGGUGUAACAAGGUUCAUUUAUAAAAAUAUACUUCUGUUGGAAUCAGAACUUUUAUAAAAUGGAAAAAGAGGACACAAGCUGAGCUGUUGCAUGUUUAGAGUGUUCGUUUGAUGUGGCUGCUGUAAGAAAUGCAUGAGGACACAAAACAUGAAGAGAUCCAAUAAUUUUACAAAGUAAGGGAGAAAGCGAGUCCAGACAGUUAUAAGAGCCGUGGUUUUGUAAAAAUGUAAACAGUGCUGUGUCUCUGAUAAUGCACUGUUUUACAGAAUCUGCUUAUUUCCACCAAACCUACUCCAUUAAACUGAAUGUCAUGUUAAAGGUAGUGUCUAGGCUCCAGCUUAAUGUUAUGGUGCUGGGACAAGGAAACUGUCCUUGCAGGUACAAACGUAUCUGAGAAAACAUAGUGUUAACAUCACUGCCCAACACCACCCUCAGUGGCUGUCACUCAGACACCCGCUACUGGGGCUUCCUGAAUGCAGUUCUGCAUAGAUUGCAGGACCAAUGUUCUGCAUUUUAACACUCUGCAUGGUGAUGCUGAACACUUCUGAUAGAGAUGCAUUCCUUUGUGUCAUGAUCUCAGCCAGUGGAGGAGGGGUGGCCAGAGCUUCAGGGGGUAUAAGGUAAGUAAAUCUCUUUAUCUCCCUUAAUUAAAAGGGAUUUGGCCCCGCCCCGUGCCGAUUUUAGCCAAUAGGGAAAGCAUUGGAUUGGCUAAAAUCCAAUCUGCCAUUUUGGUGAUGUCACAAAGGGGGGCGGAGCCAGCGCCGACGGACCUGCGCAGCGCUGGAAAUAAGGUGAGUUUUAAACUUUUUAUAGGGGAGAUAACACGUUUGUGUUCCUGACCCUAUAGUGUUCCUUUAAUGCAUCUUAGAUGGCAACAAACUUGUUAUAUUAAGCUUGGUAAUAAAAGCUCUUUAAAAUGCUUUUAUACUUGUCCUUAAUUUAUUUAGCGUAAUAAUAGCGUUAUAGCAUUCUAGCGCAGGGCACUUCUCUGCCUCUAUAUGUGGUAGGAUAUUCCUUUUCAGAUUUUAGUAUUGUACAUUUGUCAGCAGUUUUUUUUUUUAAAUCUCCAUUCCAAAAGAAAGCAAUGCAACCAAAAUCAAUGAUGUUAAUAUCGGACUUAUGACAUUCCACUGUACAAAGACACAUUGUAUUUAAGUGGGCAUGUUACAUACAUGAAACUAAAGCACAUCACAUUCUGAUCGGCAUCAGGAAAUCAUUUACCAUUGAGGGGGUUAUAAGUUUGUUAUAAUGUUACGUUAAGAGAGAAUAUUUUUUUUUUUUAAAUCCCUUGUUCCAGUAGUAGCUGCUCUUUAAUUGGUUACAUAAUGUCCACUGCUUAAAAGGAAAAUAACUGCUAAUUAUUUAUUUAGAUCUCUCUUCAUUCUUUCUGUGUUGUCUGAUAAUGCAGGUAUGAAGCAGAUAACAUGGCUGAGUGCUAUUGGAUUGAUAAUGGUGCUCAUUGGGGAAUUGCUGCGGAAAUGUGCAAUGCUCACAGCCGGUUCCAAUUUCAACCACAUUGUACAGAAUGAGAAAUCCGAAUCCCACACUCUAGUAACAUCUGGGGUCUAUUCCUGGUUCAGACAUCCGUCUUAUGUCGGUUGGUUUUACUGGAGCAUUGGAACACAGGUAUGGUUACAAAUAAAUGUGUUGUGGUGGUGUUUUUGUUUUUUUUCCUUCUUUAUUUAAUCGUCAUUCAAAAGAAGAAAAAAAACACUAUUAGGAAUAUGAGAAGAAGGUGGAGAUACAAGCAUUGCUCGUGUAAUACAUCCAGAUGCAAAAUAGUUGUUCCCUCAUAUAGUUGUUCUGGUGAGUAUAAUGGUUCCCCUCAGGCUUUUUUCAUGCAAACACUGCCUUUUCAUGUUUACAUUGCCUCUAGGGACACCUCCAGUGGUCAAUCCUUAGAUGCUUCCUGGGUCAGUGCUGCCGAAAAAGCAGCCCUGAUGUUCAGAGUCCCCACGCUCUGCAUGGAGAUGCUGAAAUUUCCUCAUAGAGAUGCAUUGAUCCAAAACGGCAUUUGGCCCCGCCCCGUGCCGAUUUUAGCCAAUAGGGAAAGCAUUGGAUUGGCUAAAAUCCAAUCUGCCAUUUUGGUGAUGUCACAAAGGGGGGCGGAGCCAGCGCCGACGGACCUGCGCAGCGCUGGAAAUAAGGUGAGUUUUAAACUUUUUAUAGGGGAGAUAACACGUUUGUGUUCCUGACCCUAUAGUGUUCCUUUAAUGCAUCUUAGAUGGCAACAAACUUGUUAUAUUAAGCUUGGUAAUAAUAGCUGUUUAAAAUGCUUUUAUACUUGUCCUUAAUUUAUUUAGCUUUGUGCCCUAGUCAUUUUCCUCUCCUCCCCUCCAUCACCCCAGUGUCCUCCAUUAUGAAUGUUAACAAAUAAAGAAUUUUACUUUUUCUCUUUAAAAUCCUGUUGUUGUUUUUAGCAUCCCUUUAAAAGGGACUAAAUAGUUUGAUUAUUUGUGACGACUAUAGUUUUACUGCAGUAGCAGUGAGAUACUCUCAACCACUAAGAUCCGUUGUCACUCUUCGAUAGCACCUGUUACCUGGCAGUGCACACUUGAUGGAUCACAGGCCCUCCUGAGCAGUGAAGAGUCUAAAGUAUUCAGCCCAACUAAACUUAAAGGGACACUAUAGUCUUCAGAACAACUACAGCAUAUUGUAGUUGUUCUGGUAAGUACAGUCAGUCCAUGCAGACUUUUGUUUUGCUGUAGUGCUUACUUUGCUCUCUAGUGGCCAGUACUCAGAUGGCCACUGGAGGUUCUUUCUGGGUCAGUGCUGCACACUGUGCAGCAAUGAUGUUCAGCAUCUCCAUGCAGAGCUUUCCCCAUAAAGAAUGCAUUGAUUCAAUGCAUCUCUCUGAGGAGAUGCUGAACUGGCCAAGCCGGCAUUUGGCCUUGCACCUGCUUGAUGAUCUUUUUUUCUAUAAGAGAGCAGUAAAUCAUGGAAGAAGAUGCCCAGAUGCUUUCAGGACAUUGAAGGAUGAUCAUUGCCACCCUGCCACUAGAUUGUGCAGCAUAGAUCUGUUUUAUACAUGUCUUUGCUACACGGCAAUCAGCCUCGUGUUUAGUGUUCUGCAUUGCAAGUAAUCCCUUUCAGUAUCAUUUGCUGUAGUGUGUAAUUACCGCCCACUAUUACUGCAAGCCUGUGUGAGCUAGAAAGGAUUCAUAUUAAUUGUUUUGGGGUUUUUUCCCACCAGUUUCUUAUAUAUGAAACAAAAAAAUCGAAAGUUUUGAAAUGAAGUUUUUCCAAGUAGUGGAAGUUUAGCGUUAUGUAAAUAAACUCAUAUCAAUCUUUGUUCUAUUUUUAAUGUGCACUCACCCUCUUUUCUUCUGACUUUCUUAGAUUUUACUCUGCAACCCAGUCUGUUUAAUUGGCUACACGCUUGCAUCCUGGAGGUUUUUUCGCGAGAGGGUGGAGGAAGAAGAGUACUCUCUCAUCCACUUUUUUGGAGAACAGUAUUUGGAGUAUAAAAAAAUUGUUCCAACAGGCUUGCCUUUCAUAAAAGGUGUGAAAGUGGAGCCAUAACAGAGUGAAUACAGCAUGAGUCUUGUUUUUACACAGGAUCUUUCUCAGACAUUUUGAAUUGAACCCAGCGCGUUUCGACUCAUGUGGGAACUGUGGAAAAAUGCAGGUGCUGUCUUCUAAUUGUCCAUUACAUUGAACAGAUUAAGGGCUAAGAAGAAGCAUACCACACAAUAACAGCACAGAUACUACAAAAUUGUGAAUCUGCAACCAUGCAUACUGGCUCACUGAAGACUCCAUGUGUCCAAUACAUCUCAGUGUAAAAAUUUGAGGGUAAAACUAUAUCUUGAUACCUCACAGUAGACACUUGAUUUGGAGUCCUUUUAGUUCAUUUUUCUAGAAGACCUUUUUCUAUUUAAUAAUUACAUCAAGAGUAUUGUAGUAGAGCAUAUAUCUAUUUCUAUAGUAUUUAUAUGCAUGUUUAAAAAAACAAAAAUUAAAUACAUUCACAAUGCUAAACAUAGCAGCUGUAGUUUAAAUCAAACUGGUUUGGUUAUUUAAAGUUGCAUGAAAUUGCAACAUUUUCCGUCUGACUCUUUGCCCAACUGAGUCCACCUACGUGUGACUGGCAUUCCUGGGGUAUUGAGCCUCUGUAAUGUCGAUUUCUAUAAGUGCUUCUUGAUUCAUUAGAUUGUAUUGUACCAUCACAGGGACACUGGAGCGUUAAAUUUGAAAAACUAGUAAGGUCUUUAGGCAGCACGAUUAAAACGUAUAUUUGGCGUACAGUUAGUACUAGAGAGUAAUUCAAAAUAAUCCUCAAAGGAAAUGGGGGGGGGGGAGGGGGUGGGCUGAAUGUUAGGAGUCAGGCAAAAUGUCAUUAUCCAUACACACUCGGCCAUGCUAUCACACACAGACCUUAAAUGGACAUGCAUAUAAACAUGGUCAUUUUGCAUUGUUAGGCACGCCUCUCAGCGAGGAAAGUUUCUUCAGUCCCCUCCCAACAUCCCUCUUACCCACUAUAGUAACUGCCUCUGUGUGAUAGAGUACCACCCACUUUUACACCCAAAAAGCUUUAGUAAGGCAACACAUUAGGAGAUUAUGAUAUUUCUUCCCAGUGGUCUCCAUUAGGAUGCUGCAUAGGCACGUAUGGGAUAGAGUGGUGAAAUUGCAUCAGCUGAUGCAUCAAGGAGAAACAACCUGAGCCCCCACUAACACAACAGAGAAUCCUGCCCACCUCCUCUUCUUUCUCAGUACUAAUAGCAGUUAACAUCAAGUGGUGUAUGGAAUGAAAAUAAUUAUGCCAGCAAGCCUGUCUGUUAAUCUGUCCUGACUAACAGGUAGAUGACGUUUGGGCACAAAGUCCCAUUUAGUGUUGGCAUGGCAACCUUCAUUUAUUGAGCUCUGAUCCAAGAAUGCCAAUAAAAUGUAUACAGGAAUUGAGAUAGCAAUCGAGAUAAUGUAGGUCUCCCCAAAAGAGAAAUGUUGCACUCUUCCCUCAUUGCAAAGAUAAUAAAGCAAUAGCCAGAGUUCAUUGGCAAGAGGAAGGCCAUAGCAAAAUGCUGUCAUUGGAGGAGGGGGGGGGGGGAUUACCCAACAGGAAAUUAUCCAAGAGAUUAAACGGAAGGUGUUGCCCCCGAGCAGAUGUUUUAAAAGCAGUUCUUAGUCUGUUUUCUGAAGGAGGGUCCAGAGAAUUAAGUAAAGUUACCAAAAAUUCAGCCGUGGCUAUUUUUUGGACAUUCACCUUUUAAAAUAGUAAGUCUUUUGUAUUGGGGGGGGGGAGGGGGGAAUUUUCACAAAAUGUGUGUUCUGGUGGUACAAUUAAUUUUGCAUUCAGAAAUGUUAUAUUUGUUAUAACUUCAGCAUAGACAAAUGUGCUCUGUCCCUGAUUUGCUGCGUUUUAAACAUACAUAUGAAAAGUCUGCGUUAUUUUGGUGCUACCAUUUUUGUGAGAUGUUGUACAGAUGUUUCUACUCUGCCAUCACAGGUUUGUAAUGAUCAUUAAAGCGAUCAAAUUGAGAUGUCCAGUGUGGGAGGACUGUCUUUCAGUUUACGGUUCCAGUAGUGGAUGAUGUUCUAUAUUGGAAAGUUUGUUGAACAGAGUUAAAGCAAAAGCCUUAACAAACUGUCUAGUGGACGGCUGAAGUCCAUUUCUGUGGAGCGUAGGGGAAGUUGUAUAGCUUUUGGCUCAGAGAAAGGCAAGAGUGGUAUUGGCAUUGGGUUAAAAUGUAAUCAUGGUGCGAGUGAGUCUACUAUACUCACACAUCAAAUGGAGAAGCUAUAUUUUAGGAACAUCACAACUAAGGAAACUGAUAGGUGCAUGAGAAUAAUAAUGUGUUUUAUCCACUACUGAAAGAAGCACACAGAGGCAUUUAAAUGCAACUGCAGUUUUGCAUAUGUUUGGAGGUGGUCAGUAUCAGCUUCAACCCCUACAUCAAAUUUUAAUAUCACCACAAAUGCAGUUUUACCAACUAGGCAAAUAUCAUGUAGACUCGCUUACUUUCAACAUCAAAACUGGUGUUCAUCAAAGUAUUUUCAGAAACAUGUCUCGGUAUGCUCUCAUCUAGUGUGUAUGAAAUAUGAGCUUGCUAUCAGACAGCAAAUCAAUACAGGGUAAAUAAUGUAGUUAUGUUACCGUCUCAAGGAAAAAGUGCUUUUGAGGCUGCAAUUUGCAGUUUUAUUUACUGAGCAACACUCUACAAUCACUCUCAAAUGAGAGACUCCUUAAAGUGUUAUUUUAAGAGUUUAUCAUAUUACUGUAAAACGUCAAACAGAAUCUAAGUUUGUAUAUCUAUUUUCAUUUAAUCCUCCUCGAAGCAAUAUAAAUAUUUAUAAUUGUUUUCUAAUUUGCAGCAAUCUGGUUUAUUGCUGAAAGGAAGCAAUAAUGCUUCAGCAAAAGUCCAGUUUAUACUAAGGAUCCAGUCCGCAUACAAAGAAUUAUAGAUAUAUGUAAAAGUAAAGUGGAUGCUAUCAUCUUCUAUAGAGCUUCAGCCAAUGCUAAUUUAUUUGCCAAUCAGAAUACUGUACAGCGUUGACUAGUCCCACAACUUUCAUAUGAAUUUCUCUUUGUGGUAUUUCCUAUGAAACCCAAAUUAUAGGCUGGUGAUGUCACAGGCUUGGAAGUGUGUCUUUAACUUACCUCUAGUGCGCAAUACACCUCCAAUAAGAGUUCCAGUAGAAUUUACUGAGGCAAUGAAAUGGAAAAACUGUUUAACAGUGAGAAGGGACAAAGAAAAGUAGGCUUUAUCGACAAAGCGGAAUUGUCAGUUCUUUUAUGGAAACAAAGUACAUCUGAUGUUUUCCCAUUGGCGAAUGCGAAUCUCUAGGUUUAAAUUCAGGGGAAGCUGUGAGUAGCCACAGAGGACAUUAUGCAUCCAAGUAUAGUUAUACAUAGAUCUGCCUAGAGUGGAGGCUAUAUUUUUAUUCUAUUUACGUUCUCUACUAGAUAAGCAUGGUGUCCUACUUUUACUAAUGUACUCUACAGUAUUUGUUUGAAAUACUCUUUAUUGAACAUAGUAAAUUGCUAUAAUGUCUGUUACAAAUCAAGGAAUGGAAUAUACCUGUUUGAGACCAAAGAUAGAAAUAAAAGUUAAAGUUUAGUGUUAUAAUUCUGAAUAUUGCAAAUAUAAAUAAUGUUUGGUUCUUUUUUUAAAUAAACGCCAUGUAUUGUUUAGUUUUACAAAGUAUUGUUCUAGGUUGUUGAUUUGAACUUUAAAAAUGUGGGGGUGGUGACGAUCCCAACUGCAAGUGGUGUUUGGCCAAUGGAAAUAUUUCCUACAGGUUAUUAACUAAUUGAUUUAUUACAGUGGCAUUUGUUUAGAAUAUAACGGACAUCUAAAUGUCCCAUGGGCUGUUGACUUCUUGUUUUUAGGUGCUAAAAUUUGAUGACAGUUGAUGCAUUGUGAAAUGAAUACCCCUGAUCUUUCAGACUGGCAUUGGAGAGUGAGGGUCAGCACAUGUCAAUGUUUGAUGCACAAACCCACCUCUGUGCUUGUUGAAGAUCAUGGCAAAUGCCAUUUACAAACAUCUGUAGUGCAAGUUUAUCCAUGUUGGAUCGCAACUCCUGGGAAACCUAAACAAAAGUAAGUUGCGAAGAGUUGGAGUCAUAGUCCAGUUAUUAAGUGGUAGCCCAGAAACAAAAUUGGUCUGACAGUCUAAAAUGUUUUGUUUGUUUUUUAUCCGCACUACUGUUGACAAUCAUUGUAUCACCAUUUUGAUUUUUGCCUGCAUGUGAUGAGCAUAUUGACCAUAUUAGAUUUUUGGUUUUAGGUACUAUUAUUUAAAAAUGAAAUGAAUGCAUUUAUUUUGAGCAUGCUGUUGUAAACUAACCUGAAAAGAGAAAUUUCAUCCAAAUGCAUAUUCCAUAUUUUUUUUUUUUUUUUACACCUAUACUCAAUCUAUUAGCUGCCAUUCAUUGCAGCUAACUUUCUGAAUGUACUGGCAGACAAGUCCUGAAACACGGAUGAACUGUAACAGGCUUUUAUCAUAUUUAUUGAUCGCACCACUUAAAUAUGAAUUGUAACGCAUAACAAAUCUAUGUAUUGUGCUAGCAGUGUUGCAAGCAACUGUAUGCUGUAAGGAUUUUACUUUAUUAGAAUAAUUAUCUUUCCUAUAUUCUGCAUAGUUCUAUCAAAAAAUGGGGUGCUGGAGGGGGUGUUCAAGCCUUUGUCUUACUCUUAGAAUGUGCAUUUACUUUUGUUUUGUUUUUUUACCACACAGAUUGUGAUUAUGAUGAUCUGCACAUUCACAAACCGUGCUUAUGUACAGGGUGGAAUUUUUUUUUAAUGCAUUAAUGGAUAAUGUACAUAAAUAGUGGAUUAGAAAGUAAAAGUCUGUUUGAAUGUUCCUCUUUACCAGAAAUAGAAUCUGGAGAUCUAUGGUGAAGGGAUGCUUUCUGUAAGUGUUAGCAGAUCUGGCACCCCUAGCAUCCCUGCAGUGUACUAGAGUGGUUGUGGUGCUUGGAGUGUUUAAUUAGAAGCUUACAUAUUAUUUAUAAAGCUACCACUUGGUUUUCGAGGGGAACUGUCCUGUUAUGUAAUCACACCAUUGAAUAAAACACUGAAAAUCCCCUAUUCUGUUGGUUGCCAUCACAAUUCAGUACAUUCCAGGCACAGGCAGAUAAAACAUCACAAAUGGGGAAGGGAAACCGAAACACACUUUCAUUUUUCUUUUGUCUUUUUGAUGCUGACUGCUUGGUGCAAAGAACAGAACUUAAUGAUUGACAGAGAGCCAAGAUGGAGACACCCAGUUGCAAAAUAAAGAAAUGUGGAUUUCUAAGUUUAACUAGCAGUAAACCUAUUAAAUUCUUAAAUGUGGUGGUUCACUUUUAACAUUACUUUGCCCCACUUUGUUUCAUAGUGGGAUUCUUUGGUAUACAAUACUCCUGAAAGGUUAAGUCAAAAUAUUAAAGAAUAUUCACAAUUUACCUAAUUUAGUAUUUGAGAUCUUGCACAAGAACGGAUUAUACACUUCACAAUUUGUAUUUCUAUAAAUAUUAGGAUGCUUUUUCCUUUAAAGGGUACACUCCUAGCACUAUAACUCUAAUGCCCCCUAUUAUAAGGAGUCCAACUGGUUUCCAACAGUUUGACAUCUUUCUGGAGUCUGCCAGGUGCUUUCCCUCUCCACCUGGUGACUGCAAUCCAGAAGCUCCUAAACACUUACAAUGCAGGACUUUGCUUAGACCGAGAGCUUUCGGCUCUCCAUCAUUAGGAGAGGUUGGGAGCAGCUCCUGACUGACCGUAGGAGAGAAGUCAAACGAUUCUAAAACUGUUCUACUCCUUACAAAAUAAGCACUCCAGGGGACUCAUGGCAUCAUAACCACUACAGGAAGCUGUAGUGGUUAUGGAUUUUGAAUAUUCCUUCUAACGGUACACGCUACACAUUAUAACCACUUCAUAUAAGACCUAUUGUCAGUGAAUGAGGGAAACCCAUGGCGGAGGUGGACUAAUUCUAACAUAGCCAUGUCGAUCACCAGCAGUGGGUAGCAGUGGAGACACGGUCUAUUACUGCCACCCAUCUCUAUUUGGACUAAUGCCACUUUAACAAUAGUAGUGGAAUCCUGUUAUUCAGUUAUAGCCAACUAUGGUGCAUUAUAGGACCUGUAGCAUUGGGUCCUUCCUUUCACUGCGCUUACUGAAAACCGAUUAUGAGUUAAAUUUUGCAAGUGGCACCAAUCAAUCUAAAUUGUUAUGCUGUAGAGAAAUACAUGAAAUGCCAGUUUUUAUGUUUACUGAUUGGCACAAAAGAAAUGUUAUACAAUUGUUAAUCAGGUUGCUUUGGUAUUGGAAAAUAUAACGACACUUUAGUUGGUUAACAUAAGCUGGUUUUAUUCACACAUUUCAGAUCAACUUAAAGCACUACAGCUUUAAAAAAAUAAAGGAACAUAUUUAACUUGCUGUAAUUGUAAAAAUAUUGGCAAUAAAUAGUCCCUUCAGUCUUAAGGCAGUUUACGUUUUGGUGUUUGAUAACUUGAAUUAGAAAACUGCAGAUUUGAAAUGUUUACUGUGAUGUGUUCUAUUGUUCCAACAGUAUGAAUUAGCCUGUAGGUUGGGCAAGCUGCAUCAUUUCAGCUGUUGGCUUAUGAUAUUCACCAGCCAGAAUAAGGUUCUGGUUGUAGCUCGCCAACAGGAGAAGAUGCAGGAGGCAAACCCUGACUUGUAUGAUACAUUGUUUGAUUUAUUUUCGUCCCUACAUUUGGAGUUGACAUUGUGACAAUAGAGUGGCAAAGUACAGUUGGCAGUUUAUUUAAUCCUUCAUUUUGCCACACUAUUUUGAAUAUCUCUACAAGUCUAUUAAGUGAAUGAAUCACCCAAAUUACCACAAUAGGAUACUGUACCAUCACUGCACUUGCAGGGUAAUAAAUAUGCUUUAUGAAAGACUAAAAAAACCUUUUACAAUUCCUGUAUGAUUUUUGUAUAUCCAGAAUAUGCUUAACUCUUGUAAAUAUGUGUAAAAUGCUAAUGUAUUCUACAAUGAUGCACUUCUGCAUUAAUGAGAUACAAACAGGUUAUCUGUAAAAUAAACUUGAAUAUAUUUUUAAAUAAAAUUAUUUGAAAGAUUAAUUUGUGCUUGAAGUUGUAUUAUUACUCUUAUGGUAUCAGUCAAAUAAUUCAGAUUUUUCCAUAUGUCUUCACAGCAGUGUGACCAUAGGGUUGUCUACCUUCAUGAGUGAUAGACCUGCAAUUAAUCAAACUAUGACAAGCCCAGAACCCACCCUAAGAAUGCUUCUCCCAACCAGAGUUUAAAUCUUUGUAAAACCCUCAGGUCCCCAUUGUAUGCCUGUUUAAAGUUUUUCAUUCAGCUCUGUUUCCCAGUUGGAAGCCACCAUGAGAGAUGCAGGUGGUAUCUUGGGCAGUUGCUCCAUCCGCCUCUUUUUGUGGGAUGGAGCUUCUUCGAUGCUGCAGCAUUGUACGAUGAAUGCUGGAGACCUCUCCACUACCAUCUGGAAUGCUAGGCUGGACAAGCUCUAGCAUUUUUGCCAAGAUUUACCCUCACUUACAACGUGGUGGAAUGGAAAAAUGCCAAUUUUGAAUUCCACCGAUUGACAUCAUGCGCUAGCCCUCAAAAUCAGACAAUCAAGUUCUUUGUUGCCAAAAUGUGAAUUUCUAUAUUGUUUGAAGGAAAUUGGAUUUUUAGAUCUCAGAAGGCUAGGGAAUGUGUUGCCAUUCUACUUUGUAUUUCCUCCAGACCUGCCCAGAAACAUUCUUUGAGACUGUUUGUGGAAAAAACACAUUCUUUAGUCCACUUUAUUGUCCCUUAGGAAAGCAUUGGAUUUGCUGAGCUUGUCAAGGAGGCAGAUCAGGGGCAGAGCCAGCACAAGUCAAACACAGCCCUGGCCAAUCAGCAUCUCCUCAGAGAUGAAUUGAGUCAAUGCAUUUCUAUGAGGAAUGUUCAGUGUCUGGCAGUACUGCACACUGUGCAGCACUGCCCCAGGAAGCAGCCAUCUGAGGAGUGGCCAGUAGAGUUAUCACUAGGCUGGAAUGUAAACACUGAAUUUUCUCUGAAAAGACAGUCUUGACUGCAAAAAGCUUGAAGGAACUGAUUCUACUCACCAGAACAAAUGCAAUGAGCUGUAGUUGUUAUGGUGACUAUACAGAUGCUCCUUACUUACCGACAGGUUUCUGUUCUUAAGACCUGGUCAUAAAACGAAUUGGUCGGUAAGUGAGGCGCAUGCGCACCAGUGCAGGUCUAUGUUAGGGGAAAUUUCCCUGAACAUAAAUUAGACAUACGCACCAGAGCAGUGAAUCCCUCUAUGUUCGGGGAAAUUUCCGCGAACAUAGAAAAAUGCACAAGAGCAGGGAAUCCCUUAAAUCUGUUCGGG